Messenger RNA from Haemorhous mexicanus (house finch), 4100 nucleotides. RefSeq names its product microtubule associated protein RP/EB family member 1 (gene MAPRE1). Gene Ontology annotation, cellular component: microtubule organizing center; microtubule plus-end; cytoplasmic microtubule. The coding region runs from base 146 to 937 and encodes 263 amino acids. Gene Ontology annotation, molecular function: microtubule plus-end binding. Gene Ontology annotation, biological process: spindle assembly; protein localization to microtubule plus-end; regulation of microtubule polymerization or depolymerization. The transcript has 7 exons. The record is from RefSeq and is a predicted model, not a curated record. NCBI's taxonomy places the organism in Eukaryota, Metazoa, Chordata, Aves, Passeriformes, Fringillidae.
CCGCAGCGCGGGCGGCCUUGCCCGGCGGCAGCUGCACCGGCGGCUCCGCUUUGUGCCGGCGGGGCUGGGCGGGGGCCGGCCGCUCGGUAUUGAUCCCCGGGGAGAUACCGUGGCCGCGGAGGAAGUGCUUCGGCCGUUCCCGAAAAUGGCAGUGAAUGUGUAUUCUACUUCAGUGACCAGCGAUAACUUGAGCCGACAUGACAUGCUGGCGUGGAUCAAUGAGUCUCUGCAGCUGACGCUGACCAAGAUUGAACAGCUGUGCUCAGGUGCUGCAUACUGUCAGUUCAUGGACAUGCUCUUCCCAGGUUCUGUAGCUCUCAAGAAAGUGAAGUUUCAAGCAAAAUUGGAACAUGAGUACAUUCAAAACUUCAAGGUUCUACAAGCAGGUUUUAAACGAAUGGGUGUUGACAAAAUAAUUCCUGUGGACAAACUAGUGAAAGGAAAAUUUCAGGACAACUUUGAAUUUGUUCAGUGGUUCAAAAAAUUUUUUGAUGCAAACUAUGACGGGAAGGAGUAUGAUCCUGUUGCUGCUCGACAAGGCCAAGACACAAUAGCACCAAACCUUGUUACUCCAGUUGUGAACAAAACCAGGAAAUCUCUCGGUACUGGCAGUGCAGCGCCGCAGAGGCCCAUUGUUGCACAGAGAACCCCAGCAGGUCCCAGAGCUGGGCCUGGGAUGGGCAAAAAGGGUGGAGGAGACGAUGAAUCGGCAGGAUUGAUCGAGCAGAUCAACGCAUUGAAACUUACUGUUGAAGAUUUGGAGAAGGAGAGAGACUUCUACUUUGGCAAACUGAGGAACAUUGAAUUGAUCUGCCAGGAGAAUGAAGGGGAGAAUGAUCCAGUGUUGCAGAGGAUUGUGGAAAUUCUUUAUGCCACAGAUGAAGGCUUUGUGAUACCUGACGAAGGAGCACCGCAGGAGGAACAAGAAGAGUAUUAACAGACCACAUACUGUACCAGCAGAGCAGCAACAUCAGAAUUCUUUGCCCCAGAUCAUGUGCUUAACUGUAAAAUACUCCACUUUAUUCUUAGAGGACUCACUGGUUUCUUCUCAUAAGCAAAAAGUACCUCUUCUUAAAGUGCACUUUGCAGAAGUUUCACUUUUACAGUGGGUUUGAGUUAGGAGCUCUUUCUCACGCUGUAGCAGAGCAGUAUUCACAUCGAGGUGGUAUAUUUAGGGAGCAAGAGGCUGAAUAUUUGGAACUUGUUGCAGAAUGGUUUGCUGGUAAAACACUGGUUUGUGGGAAGACUCUUUUUGUAUCUAAGGCGGUGUGCAGUAGAGAAAUUAAAGACUGACUCACAGAAAGAUUGAGUUAAUGUGAAAUUGCAGAACAGAAAUUAUAAUAAAUGCCUUAAGAGUAUUUAAAAUAUGCUUCCAUAUGCCAAAUUGAAGUAAUGUGAUGGGAGAUUUUAUGUGCUUCAUAUUGGGGUAGACGUUUGUUUAACUCCAUUCACUGCUGUCCGAGAGGCCUUGCGUGGCAGUCUCACUGUGUCAGCAAGUGCUCAAAAGGGGCUAUUAAAACAAAACUCCAUUCCUAUGUAAAGCUGCUUACUAAGUGAUUAGUUCUCGAUGAAAUGGGCCUUAAUGUUGCCUGUCACAAGAUUAGAGGGAGUAUGAACAGCUGAGACACAUAAAUUACCUUGAAGAGUGCUGAAGCCUUUUUCUGUGGCAUUGUGGCUUUGCCAAAACGUACUGUGUUUUCUGUAAGAAAAGCAAAACAAAGUGAAGGGCACACAGUCUUACUGCCUAAAAUGUCCUUCAGAAGUGAUUUUUCAUCCUAGCUCUUGUUUUUAUUUGUUCUGUUUAUUUUCAUUUCUGUUGGAAUCCUUUCUGUUCUCUCACUUUUCCCUUUCCCAUCCCAAGGAAUGCUGAACACGCCCAGUAGUUGUAACAGGACUUGCACUGUGCAACUGGCUUUGAAUGAAAGUGAAUUGAGCACAUGAGGAUCAUAUUUUUCUGUCUGCUUUCUUUUUUUUUUCCCCCUUUGAACCAGGGCAUAUUAGUAAUAACACUUGCCAGUUCAGUAGUCUUCUGGGGUAAAAACUAAAAGAUGCUGGCUAACAGAGCUAAUGUUAUUGCAGAAAAUACAGUACUGAGACUAACUUAAAUAUUAAUAUUUAAAAUACUUUCCUUAACUGUCCUUUUUUUUUUUUUCUAUCAUGCCCCUCAUUACUGUUGUGUUUGGCAAGAUCCUGCAAGACUUCUGACCCCCUUUCACUACUGAGAUUGAUCAGUCCUGUUGUGCUUGUAUUCAUUUGUUUCUGGUGGUAGCUUGUCCUAAAAUGUGUGUAGGAGAGCAUUUUAUGGUAAUUGUGUAGUGCAUGAAUCUUUGUGAAGUUCAGAGAAAAACCCAAAUUCAGUGAAUGCCAAAAAUGCAAGUAUCUAGCCAUUGUUUAAAAUUGCAGUGGUGCUAUUUCUCUUGUGGCCUUUUAGACUUCUGUUGCCCUAAAACUCCAUUUUACUGAGAAACCAUAUUUGACUUGGAUUUUUCUUGACAGGGUUUUUCUAUUUUAAGCAGUUUCUAAAUAAAGUUCUGUAUUUCAAGAGUGUCAUGUCUGCUGGAGUCUCUCAUGCUUUCAGAUACGAUUAGGCAGAGCUGUAGCCCGUGAUAGUUUCACGAUGAAUCUUGCAGGACCUGGAAUUUCAGCUUCCAUUCCCUAGCCCCAGGCAUUGCUAACCUCAGUAGCAGCAGUAUUGGAACUUUGUUUGGAGUGUGCUGGCACAAAUGGUUGUUUUAUUUUUUGGGGUUGUUUUUUUCUUUCUGUGUUUUCCUUCCCACAAGUCAAUGGGAUGUUAUUGUGGUAUUGACUUCCUCCUCCUCCUCCUGGUGUGGGAAUAGGGAUGUGUCACAGGAAUGCUGUCACAUGACUUUACGUGUGUUUAACGUGUUUUGAAACUGCUAAAACACUGGUUAUGAGUUACAGACAAACGAGAUGUUAAUUGUUUCUGUCACCAGGCUCUGUGAGCAGACUGACUGUAAACUGAGUUGAUUUGUUUGACUUGAAUUGUGUUUCUUAGAUGAGCUUAAAUGUUCCUGUCACAGCUGUGUGCACAGACCAGCAUCUGCAGAGAAGUGCUCAUGGAAUGGGAAGCGAUCCCUGCAGGGCUUCUCCUGUGCUGGGGAGCACCUUCCCUGCCCCUGAGGGCUCUGUGGGUGCCUUACUGAGGAGAACAGGCACUGCUGGCACUGCCUGCUGGUGUGGCACAGCUGGGGCUGGACAUAGAGCCAGGGUUUGAUGCACAUAAAAUCUUCUUUCCCAUUACUUCCUUGCUUUGAAGUCGGAAGCAUAUUUUUUUUCGACUCUAAAUAUUCCAUAAUUCCAGCAACUCAAAGCAAAAGGUGGCAGCAGGAUGUGGCUGAAGGUGAAGAUGACUUUUGGGAGGUCAGAAGUUGUGCACACUGGGACCUGGUUGCUUCAAGUCUCUUUCCAAGAGGAUUGCAUGUAUGGAACUGAGAAGCAACAGGUCAUCAGAUGGGUUGAUUUUGGUCAAAGCAGGUAAAUGGCCUUUCCUGCUAAGAGAAGGUGGAGUCAGAAUUGCUGCUGGUGUGCCUUGGGAGGCCCGUGGAUGUGCAUUAUAAAGCUGAAUUGCAGUGGCAGUCUGGUCAGCCACACACUGCUCAGAUUUCCAGGUGCUAACAUCACUCCUUUGCUACCAAGAUGAGUCGUAAACUGAAUGGGGACAAACUCAUGCAGCCAGCUUAUGGCUCCAUCAUAACAUCUUGGCAUAAUCUGGUUUUUAAUGUCCUUUUUGGGAAACAAAUUACAAUAGGCUCAACUCAAACCCAUAGACUUAACAUAGCUACUCUGUUACCCUGGUACAGUAUAUGCUGUUAAAUGCUCACCUGCUGGAAUGAUUCUGAUAGCAUCCAACCUUUCCUAGUAUCUUAGUUCUAUCAGUUCUUUGAAAAACAAACAGAAUGGAAGAAGCAAAAGCUCAUGUCUCCUUUCUGUACCAACAUGUCUUACUUGCAGGUGGACUCGUGGAUGUUUUUUUUAACUUUUAUUAUUCAUUUUUUUAAAAAUUCCUGGUUUGCAAUGACAAUUCUUACUGUAACUGGUAAAAAGCCUUCAAAUAAAGGCCAGAAACUUUCUUGUUGUCA